GCUCCCUGCUGAAAAUCCUACUGGAUCUCCUAGUGACCUGCUGUUCUUUCCUGCUUUCCUGUUUUAAAAAAAGUAUUAUUUAGAUUAAAAGCAAAGCUCGCUCUCUGUCAUAGUUUUUCUCCCUCUUUUUUACAUUUUGUAUUCCAACAGACAACUCAACCCUUCAGUUUAAGGUUCUGUUCUCUCCUAUGAGAAGAAGAGGGGCUGGAGGUACUGUAGAUUGUAGGUGAAUUUGAAUGGAGGAGUGUAGUGUUUGUAUCUUGUUGGAGGGGUUGGUGAAGGGACAGGAAAGGGGGUGUACUUGGGUGUAACGCUCAAGCUUCACUGCCAUGUCAGUGCCUGUGGACUCCAACUGAUUACAGAGCGAGAGAGGCGGAGAGAGGAAAAGAGAAACGAGAGUGAGACUUUGGUUACACCGAGGAAACGGGAAGAAGGAAAAGGAGCCAAAGUGUUAGUGUGGGGAUUUGUUUUACCGUGAGAGCUGUUUAACGGAUGCACUGACAGAGCUCUCCCAGCUGUGUCGAUAGGCUCCGUGUCGGACAGGGACAGACAGAGCAGAGCUGAACGGAAAGAAGAGAAGAGAGCAGGACUGGGCAGGAGGGAGGACUGCUCUCUCCAACCUUGCCUGAGACCAGACCAAAGCAGGCAGAAAGAUCUGGACUGGUCUGUGUUCCUGGUGGGGGGCAGAGGAGUGGAGGGUCAGGGGACAGGCUCUGACCUGAUAAUCAAUCAGACUGAACAUCUCUCCUGGGACCAUGUACCCUCAGGGCAGGCAUCCGGUCCCUAUUCAGCCUGGUCAGUCUUUCAAGUUCACAGUCCUGGAGACCCUGGACCGCAUCAAGGAAGAGUUCCAGUUCCUCCAGGCUCAAUACCACAGCCUGAAACUGGAGUGUGAGAAGCUGGCCAGUGAGAAGACAGAGAUGCAGAGACACUACAUCAUGUACUAUGAGAUGUCCUAUGGGCUGAACAUAGAGAUGCACAAGCAGGCGGAGAUUGUGAAGCGUCUCAGUGCCAUCUGUGCUCAGAUCAUCCCCUUCCUAUCUCAGGAGCAUCAACAGCAGGUGGUCCAGGCAGUGGAGAGGGCCAAACAGGUCACUAUGGCCGAACUCAACGCCAUCAUUGGGCAGCAGCAGCUCCAGCAUCUGUCUCACCACACCCCAGGUAUUCCCCUGACUCCCCACCCAUCAGGCCUCUCUCUGGGGGGAGGUUCAGGUCUGCUUGCCCUUACUGGAGCCAUGGGGGUCUCAGCCCACCUGGCCUCCAAGGAUGAACGCAACCACCUGGACCCUGAGCACCUAAGAGAGGCUGCGCCAAGCAGGAGUAAGUCUGUGUCGUCGACAGACAGCCAGCAAGUGGAGGAGCGCCAGGGCCCGUCGGGGGGGUACUCCUCCUCCCAGGGAGGGGGCGACGCUAAGAGGAGGCGCUGUGAUGACAAGGAGCCCCUCCCACCUCACUACGACAGUGAUGGGGACAAGAGUGAGGAUAACCUGGUGGUUGAUGUCUCUAAUGAAGAACCCACGUCUCCCGCGGGCAGCCCCCCUCACUCCCCCCACGGGAACGGUCUGGACCGGGCCCCCACCCUGAGGAAGGAAUUACCAGGGUCCCCCAGGAGCCCCGGAGAGGUCCCGUCCUCCCCCCUACCAUGCAGCCCCACACCGGGCAAGGCCAAGGACCCAGCACAGGUGGAGAAGUCUGGGUCUUCGUUGUCUAAGUCGAGCACCCCGUCCCCGUCUCACCAUGAGGCUCUCACCCCCGGCCCCGCCGGCCCCAGUACGUCCUGCCUCCGCCUGGUCAGCAGGGCUGCCUCCUCCACUGACCCCCUGGCUCUCCGCAGUCCUCUGUCUGUGCCCCCCAGUUUGUACCCGGCUCAAUUUGGGGGGGUGUCCCACGCAGGCGUCAAUGGGGAGCUAGCCAGUCCCGGGGGCUUCUCGCCCCAGAUCAGCGCUGCCACCAGCGCCUACACCCGCAGCCCCUUGGCUCUCCAGGUGGCAUAUGAGUCUCGGUCCCACCUCAGAGCCCCAGGGCUGUCCUCCUCACUGCCUGGUGGAUCCUCUGGGGGAAAACCUGCCUACUCUUUCCAUGUAAGUGCGGAUGGACAGAUGCAGCCGGUGCCUUUCCCUCCAGACGCCCUGCUGGGCCCGGGCAUCCCGCGGCACGCCCGGCAGAUCCACACUCUGAACCAUGGAGAGGUGGUGUGUGCCGUUACCAUCAGCACCUCCACACGCCACGUCUACACCGGCGGCAAGGGGUGUGUCAAGGUGUGGGACAUCAGCCAGCCUGGCAGCAAGAGUGCCAUGGCCCAGCUCGACUGUCUGAACAGGGAUAACUACAUCCGCUCAUGUAAGAUUCUCCCUGAUGGGCGGACACUCAUCGUUGGAGGCGAGGCUAGCACACUGUCAAUCUGGGACUUGGCCACACCCACUCCCCGCAUCAAGGCGGAGUUGACGUCUUCUGCCCCGGCCUGCUACGCUCUGGCCAUUUCCCCCGACAACAAGGUCUGCUUCUCAUGCUGCAGCGACGGAAACAUUGUAGUCUGGGACCUGCACAACCAGACCCUGGUUAGGCAGUUCCAGGGCCACACUGACGGGGCCAGCUGUAUUGACAUCUCCAACGAUGGGACCAAACUGUGGACGGGGGGGCUGGACAACACAGUACGCUGCUGGGACCUGAGAGAGGGACGACAGCUGCAGCAGCACGACUUCACCUCACAGAUAUUUUCUUUGGGCUACUGUCCUACAGGAGAGUGGCUGGCAGUGGGCAUGGAGAGCAGUAAUGUAGAAGUGCUGCAUGUCUCCAAACCAGACAAGUACCAGCUGCACCUCCAUGAGAGCUGUGUGCUCUCCCUCAAGUUUGCCUCCUGUGGCAAGUGGUUUGUGAGCACAGGGAAGGACAAUCUGCUGAAUGCAUGGAGGACGCCAUAUGGAGCCAGUAUUUUCCAGUCCAAGGAGUCCUCGUCUGUCCUGAGUUGUGACGUGUCACCGGAUGAUAAGUACAUAGUGACUGGUUCUGGAGACAAGAAGGCCACUGUGUAUGAGGUGGUCUACUGAGAACAGGAAAUAAGUGUGUGUGUGUGGGGGGUGGGGGGGGUUUACCUACUUCAGGACUACAGCAGGGCAGGUGGGGGCAGCUAUGGCUCUUUUGUACAGUAGCAAUCUCCCCAGCUCCAGCUCCCAAAGGACCCUACUACAACACCCCCCUCAUCUCAGCUAGCUGCUCAUCCCAGCAUGUACACUACCACCAUAGCCCUGAGGAUGAGGCAGGGUAGAAAGAGGGAGAGAUGUGUAGAGCGCAAGAGAGAAGGAGAGGGCUAGAGAUAACAAGAGAAGGAAGAGGAGGGAGAAAAGGAGGGUAAUUAGUGCUGUUUUCUGAUUAAGAGCUCAGCAGAAGGGAAACCCCAGAGGAGGAGCGCGCCACUCUGGGAGCUGCAGCGAGGAGCACUGAUACCAGACAAUCGAUUCAUUAGUCAGACAGUGGAACCCUUAAUGAUGCCAACGCUGCGCCACAGCUCCCCAGCAAGGGGUGUCAGGAGCUUGGGAGAGCUAUCACCGUGAGCCGGGCUGGAGAAGUGCUGGAGCUCUGCCCCAGAGAUAUACCCACAACACAGAUAUACACACACACACAGCCCUGCACCCAAUUAAAUAUUCAUAGCAGCGCUCCCCGUCUCACUCCCCUAAUAUCUAUUUUACUUUUGUCUCACAAAGGCCGCAUUUAAUGAGGAGCGGAGUCAAUCUGAGUCUCAGCGGGCCCCUGUGCCACAAACACUAAACAGACAGGAGCAACACUGGGCUAUGCUGUUCAUCUUCAUGCUUACCAAUGGCUUGUUCUCCUGACACCACUCACCUUUUAAUGCUCAUUUAACUUCCCUGUUUAAUACUACAUGCUUCAACGUGUAGCAAAUAAGGAAAUUGAUGAUAUCCACGUAUAUUGCAAAACCCUGCUCCGAUAGAACUUGUCACAGAGCUUAAUGUGUACAUUUGUUUUAAGUCACGCUCAAGCUACUUGAACAGUUGUUGCUUUAUAUUUUAAGAGGGUGCUGUGUUUGCCUACGUCUGUACGUUGGCCUUGGAGAGCAAAAUUGAGCGAUACACUACACAACCUAGUGACACAAGUGGGUGAGGGAAAUAUAUUUGUAUUUUUGAUCUGUGUCCUUCUCCUUGGUGAUGGUGACAAGCAGUGGACUGUACUGCCCUUUUCACAACACCACAGGGGUCCUAAAACUGGGUUACCAUUUUGGGGAAGGCUUGUUCCGACUCCUGUUUUUGUUCCUGUUUCAAGCAGAAGUGAUAACUGUACUUAUGUAGGUUCAGUCAUUCGUGUGUAAUGCUAUUUCAGUGUUUCUGUUCAAUCUAUAGUCGGUCAGUAUACAGCAGCAGGUGUUAGGUCAUGUUGCUGUGUUGGGGAAAGGUGAAGAGACAUUGGGAAGUGUACAGUAUAUGGUGCCUGCCUCCCUACCCCCACUCUCAUUGCCUGUCAGCCAUAGACAGUCUCUCUCAAUUCAAAAUCAAAUUUUAUUGGUCACAUACACAUAUUUAGCAGAUGUUAUUGUGGGUGAGUGUCUCUCAGCUCACUGACCACGUUUACAUGCGUACAUGUAUUCCGGAUUGUAGCUCAUAUACCGCUUAAGGUCUUAUUUGGGAUCAGUUAUUUACAUGCACCUUUGAUAUCCCUAUCGUGAGUAUCCCUGUAUCUAUGAAUAAACAGAUAUAUGGGUUAAAUGGAAUAGUAACUGAAAUCUGGACACUGACUGUAGGUCUAUAACCUCACAUGUAGUGUAACAUAAUAUUAACUCCUGCUGAAUUAUGCAUUUCUUGCAGUAAAAUUAUACAAUUAAUGUAAAUUGUCAGGAACUAGAGUGAGAAAAAUGAUCUCUUGGGGAAAAUGCGUGUAAUGCGUUUUAUCUUGGUCACUUAUGCAAGCAGACAGUAUUUCAACCACAUGAAAAUAUGCACCAAGACAAACUGAAGUCUUUUUGGAAACUUGUUUCAUCAGCUUUUCAUAUCCUUAAAACCAGUCAAACUGAUCACAUUUGGACAUUUUGCACAGGACCAAUCAUUCCACUGUUUAAAUUAUUGCAUUUUCUCCCCGGUCCCUAAAUGAAAGACAACUUUACUGGUGUUAAUUAGAUUACUAAUGCAUUCAUUCUACCGGUGUAAGACAUUCUGGUGUGCACUACUUUAUUUAGUCUUCUCGGGCAACAAGUUAUGACAGAAGAGAAGCUGCAUGACUAACUAGUUGGCAAAUAGUUUACCGAAUGUUGGAAAUCAUAAUCUGGCCUACUAAAUGUUUGAAAUUUGUAAAAAUAAGGGUGAAAGUAGUCAGUAAGCUAUACGGUCCAGUACGGAGUCUAAGCAAAAUAAAUUAUGGAAUUAUUAUGGUAGCCUACUUUUUGAAGUGAUUUGUUUGACAAUCAGAUGAAAAUAUCACAACACCCAUGAUAUUUGAUACGGGAUAAAAUGUUUAUAUGCCACAAUAUCCAGUCGAAGAUUAGCACAUCCCAGGCAUCUUAUCUGGUUCUCAGAACUGGGAUACAAGCUUUUUCGGGUUAUUGUAAAACAUAUCCCAUUAUAUGCGUCUACUUAGAAACAGAAUACUUAAGUAUCCAGAAUAACGGGAUAUUGGUGUGCAUGUAAACGUGGUCACUGUCAGUAAAACCUUCACAGCCCCUGCUUUCUCUGUUACGACAGUUAAUGACUUGUUUUAAGUGCUCGAUUCAAUCCGUAGCGCGAUUGAAAUUUAAGGGUCAUCUUCGAUUGAGCUGACAUAUGCCGUGUUUACCGUUAAUGAAGUAUCCUUGAAAGUGGGAACAUUGCGGUUCAAUUUCUACCGCACUGUAGCACAGCUCUUCAGCGCUACGGAUUGAAUAGUGCUCUUAUUUAAUGACUUAAAGCCAAUGAAAUUAAAAUGUAGUAAAUGAACUGUUUUCCUUUCUAACGAAUUUCCCAUGUGUUCUACAAGAAAUACUACGACUGGAAAAAUAAAUGGUUCAUCUUUUAAGUG
This is a messenger RNA of Oncorhynchus tshawytscha (Chinook salmon), 5997 nucleotides long. RefSeq names its product transducin-like enhancer protein 4. The transcript is spliced from 20 exons. Gene Ontology annotation, molecular function: transcription corepressor activity; protein binding. Gene Ontology annotation, cellular component: nucleus; transcription regulator complex. The record is from RefSeq and is a predicted model, not a curated record. Bases 756 to 3047 code for a protein of 763 amino acids. Gene Ontology annotation, biological process: negative regulation of canonical Wnt signaling pathway; regulation of DNA-templated transcription. NCBI's taxonomy places the organism in Eukaryota, Metazoa, Chordata, Actinopteri, Salmoniformes, Salmonidae.